GCGGGAGCUGCACUGGCCAGGGGUUCCGGCUGCAUUUCCAUGAGCGCCGCCGGCAGCCGCGGAGCUGCGGGAACCGGGCUGGGGCCAAGCCGGACCGCGGCAGUCAACCACGCGCAGCUUUUAGGGUAAUUUGAAGAAGAGAUCUGACCUGAGCAGCCCCGCCAGACAGCUCUGCAAGGACAGUUAACCUUCUCCGUAGAGAGGAACAAGGGACAUAGAUCAAGAUGAAUGCUAUGCUAGAGACCCCCGAGCUCCCAGCCGUGUUUGAUGGGGUGAAGCUGGCUGCGGUGGCUGCCGUGUUGUACGUGAUCGUCCGGUGUUUGAAUCUGAAGAGUCCCACCGCCCCGCCUGACCUCUACUUCCAGGACUCGGGGCUCUCGCGCUUUCUGCUCAAAUCCUGUCCUCUUCUGACCAAAGAAUACAUCCCACCAUUGAUCUGGGGGAAGAGUGGACACAUCCAAACAGCCUUGUAUGGGAAGAUGGGAAGGGUGAGGUCGCCACACCCCUAUGGGCACCGCAAGUUCAUCACCAUGUCCGAUGGAGCCACUUCGACCUUCGACCUCUUUGAGCCCUUGGCCGAGCACUGCGUUGGAGAUGACAUUACCAUGGUCAUCUGUCCUGGAAUUGCCAAUCACAGCGAGAAGCAGUACAUCCGCACCUUCGUCGACUACGCCCAGAAAAAUGGUUACCGGUGCGCUGUGCUCAACCACCUGGGCGCCUUGCCCAACAUUGAGCUGACCUCACCACGCAUGUUCACCUACGGCUGCACCUGGGAAUUUGGAGCCAUGGUGAACUACAUCAAGAAGACCUACCCCCAGACCCAGCUGGUCGUUGUGGGCUUUAGCCUGGGCGGGAACAUCGUGUGCAAGUACCUGGGGGAGACUCAGGCGAACCAAGAGAAGGUCCUAUGCUGCGUCAGCGUGUGCCAGGGCUACAGCGCGCUGAGGGCCCAGGAGACCUUCAUGCAGUGGGACCAGUGCCGGCGCUUCUACAACUUCCUCAUGGCCGACAACAUGAAGAAGAUCAUCCUCUCACACAGGCAAGCUCUUUUCGGAGACCAUGUUAGGAAACCCCAGAGCCUGGAGGACACGGACCUGAGCCGCCUCUACACAGCCACAUCCCUGAUGCAGAUCGACGACAACGUGAUGAGGAAGUUCCAUGGCUAUAACUCCCUGAAGGAGUAUUACGAGGAGGAGAGCUGCAUGCGGUACCUGCACAGGAUUUAUGUGCCUCUCAUGCUGGUUAACGCAGCUGAUGACCCCUUGGUGCAUGAAAGCCUCCUAACCAUUCCAAAGUCUCUCUCGGAGAAACGGGAGAACGUCAUGUUUGUGCUGCCUCUGCAUGGGGGCCACCUCGGCUUCUUUGAGGGUUCUGUGCUGUUCCCCGAGCCCCUGACGUGGAUGGAUAAGCUGGUGGUGGAGUACGCCAACGCCAUCUGCCAGUGGGAGCGAAACAAGUCACAGUGCUCUGACACGGAGCAGGUGGAGGCCGACCUGGAGUGAGGCCUCCCGGACUCUGGCGCACUCCUGGCACCCGUGUCUGUCACUGUCUGUGUCAGGUCCCCCCCCUUCAUCUCCCUCAGUGAUCUGGAUCUCACCUCACACCAUCGGCGGGGACCAGCCACCAGGCGCACCCGCGCCGGAGCAGGCAGCCAGUCCCUGGGAGCGCCAGGCUAUUUUUGUGCUUAGUUACCGGUUUUCUCCACGGCGACUAGGGGCAGGAUUCUCACCCUCCCGUCCGGUCUCGGCAUUUGAUUGCUUUUAAGCCAAUUCCAUCUAGUUUCCUUAUUAAAAAUGUGUCUGAACAGCAGUUUUGCAUUGCCAAUCAAAAGGCUUGUCCCCGAGAGCCGUGAAGUGUGUAUAUGCUCCUUCGCGGUGGUCGUAUGUGUCCUUAUGUAGACCCUGAAAAGCGCUCGCCAACCCAAGCCAAUGCCGACUGUGCAGGUCGGCCUGGGAGCCCAGGCGCCUGAGCCUCCCGCAUUUCAGUCUAGCCUCCCACAUGGCCCAGAAAGUUCCCUCGAGUCUCCCUUACGAUCUUCUAGGACAGUCUUCCCACGCUUUUGCCGGUGAUGAGAGUUACCUGGGGCACUUGGUAAAAAUUCAGCCUCCCAGGUCCCUCCCCUGGGACAGGCCGCUCAGGUGGGUCUGGGAAGGGGUCUGGAGAUUUUAAUUUUUGACAAGUGCCCCCGGUGAUCCUCACCACCAGGCAAAUUUGGAGAACACUGUUCUGCAGGGCCUUUAAUUUAGAAACGCCUCGGUAGCUCAUUUUACGGAAAUUUAUAGGUAGAUGUGUCUCUUAGCUCCCAGGGGCCUGUCCCAUGCCAGCUGCCUUGUGUAAUCACAGUGUGACGUCUCAGAAGGGGGCCUGGCGGGGAGUAUAGUUCAGGCUCCGCCGCACUCUGCUUUUCACUGGCUGUAUGACCCUGGAAAAGUCCCUUGAACUUGAGUUUCUUCACCUGUAAAGCAGGGGACUUGGACCAGGUGGAUUGCCGAGGUCAUUGCCGGUUCUAAAGAUGCAUGACAAACUCAGCUCGCCGAGGUCUGGGAGGCCUCCCACGGACGUCGUCAGUCACCUUUUUUUUUUUUGUUCUGUCCCUCAUUUUCCUAUAAAGAGGUGUUUUGGGUUUUUUGCAACAUUCGAUUAUAAUUUUACUUUUUUACCCCAAGUCUUUCUACUCCUGGCUUUUGAUACCAAACAAUUCAAAAGCUGGGUCUGAGUUUGGAGAAAGAUCUUUCCAACCAAAAGGGCUGUUAUUUUGAAACCAGAUAUUUAAUUUAAUAGCCUAUAUUUAUAGUCUGUUGGAGAGAUCUUUCCAGAGUGUGUCUCUUCAAAUGAAAAUGUUAUUCGUUUCAAGUACUCCUUUCCUCCAGUCCUGUGGUACUUGAAUAUCUAAAAACCCUGCACUUUGAAAAAUCGGCAGUUGCUAUCUGGAACUAAAUGGAACCGAGAGUGAAAUUGUCUGGAUACUGUUUUGUUUUGUUUUGUUUUGUUUUGUUUUGCUUUGAAUGUCCCUGCUUCAUCUCCUUUGCUCCAGGAGAGAUAGGAUUAUAAACAGUGGGUCUGUGUGAAUGUUUCUGGGGUAAAGGGAGCCUAGAUACGCCCCUCAGGGUCGCAGGUGGAUGUCUUCUGGGCAUCGGUCCAAGUGGCCUUGACAGUCACGUCUGUAACCUGAAGUUGUUUUCUGACAAUCACUAGAUCAUCCUCAUUAAUAACAUCAAAAGCAGCCACUGUCUCAAGAGAUGGAGAUUUCUGUGGUCUCCACACUGCGCUGUGAUUUCUCACACACCCCAGAUUCAUCGUUGUGACUUCCCCCCCAGCUGUUACUCUUCUAGUGCACUUCUCAUUCAUGUUCUUUUAGCACCAACUGGCACUUUAUCGUCUACUCCCUCAAUUUGGAAGCCGGCCCCUCCCCUCUGUCACUUCCCCUCCCACCUGAUAACGCAGCUGUAACUUACAAGAUUCAUGGUCCUGUUUCCCACUACUCCCUUCGUUUCUCAAGCAAGACCUUUUGUGGAAUUAGGUAAACGAAGCAAUAACUAAGUGGGGCUGAGUCACCAUCCCAGGAAGCAAGAGGUGCCUUAGCCUUAGGUCGCGUCUCUUGACCUGUUCUGACAAAGCAGCGGCCAUGUACCGGCUCCAUUCGGGAAGAGAGGAGACACCGGUCUGCGAGGGGGCUCAGAAGUCGCUGGGGCCUAAUGAAGUUGAGGCAGGGGCUGGGCCCUGGCCUUGGUCGCGCGCGACCGGAAUUUACCCCCCGAGGACCGUGGGGGCCGUGCCCCAGCUGAAAUCUCUCUAUGUGUGUGACUCUGAAUGGCACUCACAUUCCAUUUUGGCUCACAUGAGAUCAACUGAAGCCCUUUGUUCAGGCUUCGGGCUCUCGGGCCUGGAAAUGAGAAUGUGACCGCAGCGGUCUUACAGGAAAAUUCUUGUUCGUCCCUGAAUGAGAGCACAGAGGCAUUGAAUUUACAGAGAUGCAAACCUGCCUAAUAAACAAGGGAGCAGCAUUUUAUAUGUAGGUCAGCUUUUUCCUUCCUCCAGCUUUCUGUGCUUGUCUCCCUGAAGCCAUUCAUUGCUGAUGACAAUGGGGGUGCUCCCCUGGCUGUGACAGUCCCGUUGGCUUAAAACAAGGCCGAACGUUCAAACAGCAUUUGAAUAUUAUAUCUUAAAAUCAGAAUAAAGAUAUAACUUGCAUAGACCUAGCCAGCUCUAUUGCAGGGAUGACACGGGGAACGCCACGGAGGGGACGCACCCACAUUUCUGAGGUCGUCUUGGCCUCUUAACGGGUUAGAGGACAACUUGGGAGCAGCUGUUCCCGGGCAAAUUAAGAUUAUCUGAAAAGAUUGUCUGGAAAAUGCUGUCAUGUCUCCUUGGUACAUCGUGUGACCAGGGGCUUUAACAGACUUCAGGAAAAGCCCUUCUUCGUCCCUGCUGCCGAUUUGCACCAGUGACCCCAGAGCGGAAAGGAAGCAGGAAGUGGUUUGUUGUCACCGUAUCUUCAUCUCUCUUUAGCACCUUACACUUGCAGGGGACCCUGUGACAUAUCGUAAGAGGCAAAAUUUCUUGACCUCAUGGUAGGGGACCAGGGUCCAAGAGACCCGGGUUCUUGUCCUGAUGGUCUCUGAUUCAGGCCGGAUUGUGGGCAACCGCUUCGCCUCUCUGAGCCCCAGCUGCCUCACCUUGACCGCCUCUAGGACCCUUGACCUGUGUGCGCACCAUCUGCCAGAGGAACCCCCCCCUGCAAUGGCUGUGUCCAGGCUCAUCGUGGGGGGACUCGGACGGAGGGAGCCUUCUGCACUAAGCCUUUGCCGCUGCAGACCUUGAUGUUGCCCACAGCCCCGUGUCUCUGACCAGCGUCGCUUCAGACUCUCCGCUGGCAUCUCCGUAUUCUUGCUGUCCCGAGGGUGGUCUUGUGAUGGGGCGGGUGCUGACCUUUGGAAUGAGGCACAUGUCCCCAGCUUUCUAUGUGACUCGGGCAGAGCACUGAGAUUCGUAGUCCCGUUUCCCAGGGCAGGAACCCUUCCCGCUCAGGCUUGCGUUCUGAAACUGCAGGCUUCCUUAAAGCUGCGCUUUCUGGGGAGCUGCGCCUGUAUGCCUGGCAUCCGAAUGAGAGCUCUCUUUGUAACCAUGGGACUCAAGGUCCCUUUCGCCAGCUCCAGGGGAACAAUGCAUGUGUUCUCGUUGCUCUUUGCCAGGCAAGCAGAUGCCUGAGAUGUGAGAGGCCUUUCUUUCCCUGUGGCAUCGAUUCGUAGAGCUCAAGGCCCCCCACAACGUCACGCGGAGUCCGGAGAACUCUGGGCUCCGUCCUUAAGGCAGGACAGGAGAGUUCUUAAAAAGCGUUUGGCCACAGCCCCGCUCACACCACCGCCUGGGCUUGCUCUCUGUGCCCAGAAGGCCUUACUUUGCCUGGUAGAGUGUCCCCUGCUAGUCUAAUAACAGGGCGCGCUGGGAUUUAAAAUCUCCUGCCGUGGAAGUUUGAAGCGAAGCCACAGCAAAACUGGAGGAUCCCUUCGUGCGGCCUGUGCGCCCCUUGUUACGCUAGCCCCCCGCCCCCACUCCCCUCGACAGCACGCAUGGUUCACGACUGGCCACAAGUCUCAUCCCCUGAUGCCCCUCUUCCUUCCCGGCCUCGCUCUGUUGUUCAAACCCACUCGGGACUACUUGGAUGCUUAGCGAAGCCAUGAAAAGUGGCCUGUCUGUGGCGUUUGGAGGCCAAGCCGUUGAGGGAAAGGGUUUUCUCUCCCUCCGUUAUCUAAGCAGAAGGGAGGACCCCCUUCUUCAUAAACUAGGAUUGCUUUUGCCAAAUUGCACUCGAGGCUGAGGGGAUGGGCACCGGCCCCUGCUGGCAGUGGGGGCUGGACCACUCGCCGAAACUAAAGCUGCUCCCUCCACCUGCCUCGCUGCCGCCGCCACGCCCGGAUGCCACGGCCCAGGCGUCCUCCUCCAGGGGCCUUCGAAGCAGUCCCAGUCCCCGGACUCGGCCAUUCCCAGUCCCCGGACAGUAGACAGCUGCCCCUUCUGGAAGAGUCAGCCCCCCCCCCCCGCAGCCCACCCCAAACUGUUUUUCCUGGCACGUAUGUGGGGAAAGGGGCCGUGUAUCUCUGUGAACGAGCUGGAGUCCAUUUCUAACCGGUGGGCUGUCUUUGACCUUGACUCCGGUCAGUAACAAAAGCUAUAACCUACCUUCUCUCCCUUCUGGUCCCCGUUAGCCAAGAAAUCUACUAUUGCCAUAAGUUGGGGACUGUCUGCUUAGAGCAGAAAUAACCUUCAUCUCAAUGAGCAUUCUCCUUUGAGACCACCCACGUUGAGCAGCCCAGUCACUGAGGGGAGUACUUGCCCGCCCCCCGCCUCAGUCCCCGCGCCAGCCUCUUCUCUCCCAGACUGUUCCCAGGGACUUGGUCCCUCCUGGGCGUAGGACUUAGGUUUUGUCUGGCUUUUGUUUUGUUGUGGCCUCUUCAGUUUUCCUAAAGCACAAGUCCAUGUAGAAUCCUGUCGCCUCUCCACACCAGUUCCAGACAAUCCGGGUCUCUCCCCACUGCCUCAGGAAGACCUCCACUGUACCUGAGCUUUUGACUUCUGCCAAUGCAGCUGCCUUAGCAACACCAGGGGUGGGGGGCGGGGCGGGAUGGGGAGCCGGGGCCAUCUCUCCUUUUCCCGGUGGGACUCGGUCAGCCGCGUUCUUCUGUUGGCAGAUCCGCUUCCAGAUUGAUUUUUGAGAACCAUCACUUCCACAUUCCUGAUUUGUGUCUGUUUCAUUUGUAUUUCGUUUCAUUUGAUUUUCUGAAACAUAAAAUGCUGCCCUGAAAAUCAUGCGUUUUUGAGUUUGUGUUCUGACAGCCUCCGUGCUGCUGGAUUUUGGGGGGGAAAUACAGGAUCUUCCAGCACAGAGGUGUUUAAGAUUUGCAACUAGCAAUGCAAUUUUUUCUAAAUAUGAGGAUAUUUACCUUUAUUAAGAAAUUAUACUAAACAAUGGUGUCCUUGAUCAUUUUAUGUUCUCAUAUUCUUCUGGGCUCUAUUUUGAUUCUGUGUGGUGGUAAACGAAGAUCAUUACAAACGAAAACUGUAAUUUUGUUAUCUUUGAUUCAAUGGAAUUUCUUUACUUAAAUAAAAGGCUAAAAAUGUA
Molecule: messenger RNA, 7120 nt
Organism: Hyaena hyaena (striped hyena)
Lineage: Eukaryota; Metazoa; Chordata; Mammalia; Carnivora; Hyaenidae
Gene: ABHD2
Product: abhydrolase domain containing 2, acylglycerol lipase
Exons: 11
Coding region: 225-1502 (425 amino acids)
Biological process (GO): medium-chain fatty acid biosynthetic process; medium-chain fatty acid catabolic process; acylglycerol catabolic process
Cellular component (GO): sperm plasma membrane; sperm flagellum
Molecular function (GO): monoacylglycerol lipase activity; acetylesterase activity
Source: RefSeq, a predicted model, not a curated record